AAAAAUGGGCAUCAUAUUUUAUUGCAUGCAACCGCGUAACUUUUUCAAGGAGGUAUCCGAUAUCGAGAUUAGCACGUGAAAACGAACCUGAAAAAUUCAAAAAUGAACCCAUCUUAACGCUAGAGUAUAACGUAGUUGAAUGCAUCAGUGUUCUUGAUACCUAUAAAACCAAUUUCGAAUAUUAAUCAAGUUGCUUUCAGUGUUUAUUAAUAAUGAUGUGAUAAUUUUCAAACUGUUAUCAAGUGGUUAAAAUUUUCGUAGUUGUGUAAUGAGAUUUUGGAAAUUUUUGUGAAAAAAAACUGACAUUUUCAAAGACUGUGACGAAAUCACACCACCUGAAUUUUUCAGUAGACUAGCGUAGGUAUUUUGAAAUAAAAUCAUAGUUGGUGCGAUAUUAAGUAUUAUUUUAUACUUUGUUUUUUUUUUAUUCGCUUGUAAAUAAUUGAUCACGGAAUAAAUUUGCUGAAGACUCAAAAUUUUCGUUACCAUGGAUAUGAUGAAGCUCUCGCACUAUUUUUUGUACUUUAUGCUCCAGUUUUCUUAAUACACCCUUGUAACGGAUAUAAAAUAUUGGGAAUCUUUCCACUGGCUGCCAAAAGCCAUUUCACGUGUAACAAUGCCAUCAUGAAAAGCUUGAUCGAAUCUGGCCACGAAGUGGCCGUCAUUACGUCGUUUCCUGAACAAGCUUCCGCUGAAAAUUACUCUUCAAUCAUCGAUGUUUCUGAAAAGAAGUUGCACCUUGUUGGGCAAUCAACAUUCGACGAAUUUAGCACGCAAAACGUUUUCAAAGUUUUUUCAAUGGGACCCAAAGACAUAGAAUUUUCGUAUUGUUCCAAAGUUCUCAACUUACCAGAAAUCCAAAGAAUAUUGAAUAGCGAUGAGAAAUUAUACGAUGUGGUAUUUGUUGAAAUAUUGUCGUUCUAUAAAUGUUUUUUGCCGGCUGCCGAAAAAAUGAAGAUACCUGUUAUCGGUACAGUCACACUGAGGACAUGGAUAACAGCAGAUCAUGCAAUUCAUAAUCCUAAUCAUCCGGCUUACAUACCUUACGAAUUAGUGACCCAAAAAUGGAAACUUGAUCAUAUUGUAGGACGAUUAAUCAACGCAUGGAAUCAUAUCGUCGUCUUGUGGUACGAGAAUUUCGUUUUUUCAAGAAAAUUGAAGCAAUUUCACAAUGAUUACAUUGAACAACUUGACUCUCUGGGUCUGGGGAAAUAUUUAUCCAUGGAACCAGAUUUAAUUUUCUAUAACAAUCACGCGUCUCUGUUACCCAGACCAAUGAAUCCAAAUGCGAUUGAAAUUGGAGGAAUACAUAUGAAAGGUGCUAAAACUUUGCCAAAGGAUAUUCACGAAUUUAUCGAUGGAGCAGAACAUGGUGUCAUUUUAUUCACACUCGGAUCAGUUGUUCGAGCAGCGUCCUUGUCUCCUGAAAAUCAGAAGGCAUUUAGAGAUGCUUUUGCAGAGAUACCGCAAAGGGUCAUAUGGAAGUUCGAAGACAAAAUUGAAAACGUAUCUCACAAUGUGAUGAUACUCGACUGGGUUCCUCAACGAGAUAUCCUAGAGCAUAAAAAUGUGAUAGCCUUCAUCAGUCAUUGCGGAUUGGGAGGUACAAAUGAAGCAGUUUACACCGCAACACCCGUCGUUGCUUGUCCCUUAUUUUGUGACCAAGUGGACAAUGCGGAGUUACUGGAGAAUAUAGACGUAGCAGUUCGUUUAGAUAUUUAUGAUAUUACCAAAGAAAAUGUACUUAAUGCGUUGAAUGCAAUUAUUAAUGACACAAGAUAUUACAAUAAUAUGCAAAAGUUAUCUAAGCAAUUCAAAGAUCGACCAAUGACACCACAGCAAAGCGUAGUUUAUUGGACCGAAUAUGUGAUUAGACAUCAAGGUGCAUCACAUUUGAAAAGUCCUGCAUCUCGGUUAUCCUGGUAUCAAUUUUUAAUGCUCGAUGUCCUGCUCAUUGUGGCAUUAAUUCUAGCAGUUUUUGUAUGUUUAUUUAUUUGUACUUUCAGAAUUUUGUCAUCUCUUUUUUUGCAAUUCAAAUGCAUUAAUGAAGCCUUAUCUGGUAAACCUAAAAAUAAAAAACUCUGAAAAUAUA
Messenger RNA from Planococcus citri (citrus mealybug), 2092 nucleotides. Its product is annotated as UDP-glucosyltransferase 2-like. The transcript has 7 exons. Gene Ontology annotation, molecular function: UDP-glycosyltransferase activity. NCBI's taxonomy places the organism in Eukaryota, Metazoa, Arthropoda, Insecta, Hemiptera, Pseudococcidae. The coding region runs from base 625 to 2085 and encodes 486 amino acids. The record is from RefSeq and is a predicted model, not a curated record.